This is a messenger RNA of Nerophis lumbriciformis (worm pipefish), 2042 nucleotides long. It is a transcript of the gene scoca, whose product is annotated as short coiled-coil protein a. Gene Ontology annotation, cellular component: trans-Golgi network. The record is from RefSeq and is a predicted model, not a curated record. Lineage: Eukaryota; Metazoa; Chordata; Actinopteri; Syngnathiformes; Syngnathidae.
ACAGUCCAGUGAAACAAAGACACACUGAGAUGAUGUUCGAUUUUCUGAGGCACAAAUAAGUAAGGAUGCCAAACUGAGGAAGGAAAAGGAAAGUAAGACCAUGGAGGGUGACAUCUCAGGCCAGGAAGAGGAGACGUUUACUGACAUCUCGCUGGCAGAAGACAGAGUGGACAGCAGACCUGCAGCCCUGUAUACUAAGCCGGAGAACGAGCUUUUUAUCAUGAACUGUGAUAUAGAUGGGGACAUGGAAAACCAGGUGGAGAUGGAGGAGAAGACGAGGCUUAUAAAUCAGGUGUUAGAGCUUCAGCAUACACUUGAAGAUCUUUCUGCGCGCGUGGAUGCAGUGAAAGAGGAGAACUUGAAGUUGAAGUCGGAGAACCAGGUCCUCGGGCAGUACAUUGAGAACCUCAUGUCUGCGUCCAGCGUCUUUCAGACCACCGACACCAAGAGCAAACGGAAAUGAGGACAUCCUGUCUCCUCCAACCACCUGACAUGUCGGUGAGCUGCUGGAACAAACCGGAAUCUAUCACGAAAACUAUUGGCGCUUUUUAAAAAUUAUUUAUUGUCCUGUUUGGAAGUCAUGUCCGCCGCACAUUGCAUGAUCUUGUUUUGUUCUACUGCCCAGCUGUUCCUGUAAAAUGUUUAUUAUUGUUAUGGCAUGUACACCUAAUUGCCACUUUUGUUAAUUCAUUAUAGUCUUCAAAUAAAACUGUAUUAAUAAGUUGUCCGUUUUUAACCGUGCUGGAUACAAAAUAAAUGAGUGAAGUGCUGAAUAGAUUUUAAGAGACAGGAAGUAGGGAUGAGAUGCUUUCUACUGUGAGGCUGCCAGAAUAAAAGCAUUAUUGAUUAUUAUGGAUACAUUCAAGGCUGCCUGCAAAUGAGAGGGAAGGUGCUUAGAAAAAAGGUGUGUCCAUUAAAAAACAAGCAAGAACACUGCAAAAUUUUACUUUUUGUCCAAAUAUUUUUUUACUUUGUGUGUUAAUAAUAAGAAUGGGCGUAAAGUAGGGGUGUAACGGUACACAAAAAUUUCGGUUCGGUACGUACCUCGGUUCAGAGGUCACGGUUCGGUUCAUUUUCGGUACAGUAAGAAAACAACAAAAUAUACAUUUUUGGGUUAUUUAUUUACCAAAUUUGCAAAAUCUUCCUCCAAAAAUAUUUUUCUUAGUGGAAUAUUUGAUGUGAAGUAAUCGGAACCUUGGAUAAUCAAUAAUUCAUUCUAACAUUGAUUUUGAUUCAAUAUUAUGUUUUGAGCAAUGACAGUUUGAAAGAAAGAAAAAAACAGCUUUGUUUUAUUAGUCAACAUUGCAACUUUUUCUAAAUUACAUUUAACCUUUUUUAUUUCACUUUUGUUAUGUUUUUGUUUAUUUUAAUAGUAUUUUUAGAAUGUGCCGUGGGCCUUUAAAACAUUAGCUGUGGGCCGCAAAUGGCCUUUGGGGCACAUUUUUGACACCCCUGCUAUAGAUAAUAAAAAAUUAAAUCUGAUAAAUCUCCGGAUAAAAAGCAGAGCCUGGCGACGUUUAUCAUAACUCUCUCGCUCUCUCUGUCUCUGCCCCUCCCUCACCAAUGCUGCUGUGCGCACAAUUUGUUUUGUUUUUAACCCCUUCUUAACCCUGAACGUACAUUGAAAAUACACGCAACCCUAACUCAAAAUGCCGGACAUUUGAGGUACUUAAGAAACUCCGCCCUGACAGCUCCGCAAAAGAGGACAUGUCCGGUGAAAAGAGGACGUAUGGUCAGUCUAUCGUAGCCCGUUAGCUGCUAGCAUGCCGUGUGUUAUGCCUCGGUGUGGAUUGUUUACACAACGUGCGGUACGCUACUUAAUAUGUCCAUGUGGAAACUUGUUCGGUACACCUCCGAACCGAACCCCCGUACCGAAACGGUUAAGUACAAAUACACGUACCGUUACACCCCUAGCGUAAAGGGAUCGAUAGCUGGGAUUCAUUAAGUUAUUUUGAUAUGUUUAAGUUGUAGUAAAUGUUUUGAGUACAGUAGAUAUCCUGCACUGUUCCUUUCAUUUUGUUUUUAAUAAAAGCUCAAGAUCA